AAAUACACUGGAACAGGUGACACCUAUAAAUAGCGCUUUGGAGUGUGUGUGUUAGUGUGUGUGACGGUGGGGGAGGGCCGGUGGGGGGGGAGUUCAGCUAUGAAACAAACACUGUGCUGCUGCUUCGUCUUAUGACUCCAACACUGACACAUUUCUCAGAAGGAUGGAUGCAGCUGAUGAAAUGGAUGAAGAUGAACUUCUGGACUUUGAUGUUCAGAUGAGCAUACAGGAGUCGUGUCAGAGAGGACAUCUAACAGGAUCAAGUACAUUCAGGAGUGAAGCUCUGAGGCUUGUGGAGGCCAUUAAACAAGGUGACAUGUUGGCACUGCAGGAGCUCUGUGACUUCCCAGCAGCCUUCAGUCAGGUGGAUGAGUGUAGCUGGUAUCCUCUGCACAGGGCAGCGGUCCAACCACUGGUGCUAGUCCUGGAGACGGUGCUGUACGCGUCUUUCAAUCUGACGCUGGAGGAAAAGACCUCAGACGGUGAGACCUUCCUGACUUUAGCAGUGGGAGCUGGUUUGGUGAAAAACGUGAAGAUGCUACUGGAUCACGGAGCUUCUCCUCACACUACCAACGGCAAGAGUGAAUCCCCUCUGCUUUUAGCAGUCAGAGCCGGAUGUUAUGAAAUGGUUUCCGUUCUAAUAGCUGGAGGAGCUCGGGUGGAGCAGGUGUGUCAGAAGAAGUGGACAGCCAUGCAUGAGGCCUCCAGGGCUGGCUGUGUUCAUGUUGUGGAGCUCCUGUUGCAGAACGGAGGUCAGGUUUCAGAGACUGACCAGCAUGGAGUGACUCCUCUGGGCAUUGCUGCGGAAUACAGCCACCCUGAUGUCCUGGAGCUUCUAAUCCAACACGGUGCUGAUGUAAACGCCCAGGCACCAAAUGGUGACAGCGUCCUGUACGAUGCAGCAGGUUCGGGGAAUCCAGACUGUAUUGACAUCCUGCUGCAGCACGGAGCCAACCCCAACAUCCGCAACCUCAGCUCCCAGCUGCCCAUCCACCACGCCGCAUACGAAGGACACUACCUAGCUUUGAGGAUUUUGAUCCCGAUCACCACUAGACGGGCCCUGCGGCUGUCUGGCCACAGCCCGGUCCACUCCGCUGCUGACGGAGGCCAUGUCCACUGCCUGGAGCUCUUGCUGCAGAAAGGUUUCGAUGUCAACGCGCUGUUAGCUCCUUACAUCUCAGAAAAUUAUGGAGACAUGAGGAGAAGCCCUCUGUACUUUGCUGUCUCCAACGGGGACGCAACCUCCACUGAGAUUCUGCUGAAGUGGGGAGCCAAACCAGACCUGGACUCACUGCGCUGCCUCCUAGUGGCGGUCAGGUCUGGCCGCUACGAGAUCGUGAAGCAGCUGCUGGCGGCCAAGGCAGACGUGAACUGUUACUUUACGGUGGUGAACGACACAGUGUUUCCCACGGCGCUGCAGUACUGUCUGAAGGACGAGGUGAUGAUGAGGCUGCUGCUCAACAAUGGCUAUAAUGCUGAGAAGUGUUUCUGUUGUAACCAUGACGACGACUGGGAGGAACUGAGUGAGUCUGAUUACUCGCAGCAUCAGGAGGAAAAAGUUGCAUUUUGUGAUUUCGUCAGCGUCUCUUGGCUGGCCAACCUGGUGGGCAGGGUCGUGUCGAUCCUCCUCGACUAUGUCGGCCCGGUUUCUCUCUGUGGCAAACUAACAAAGAUCCUGAAAAAACACAAGGAAUGGCCUCACAUUCACGGGACCACAAGUAACCCUCGCUCCCUGUGUCACCUGAGCAGAGUGGUCAUCAGAAAACACCUAAGCUGCAGUGGUCUGAUGUCCGUCCAGCUGCCCAACAGACUAAAGGACUACCUGUUGUUCAAAGAGAACGACCUGUACGCCAAAAUCAUCUGCAGGGAGGACUGAGAGGACGAUGAUUUCUAUCUUAUCUACUGAGUCUUAAAUGACAGUAAUGACUUUGUGUUUGUUUCUUUUUUUCCUUUUGUGGGUAAUGUAACUGGGCCUGUAUUUGUCAAACAUCUAAGAAUUACACUUAAGAAUGCCCUAAAGAGCCAACAUUGGAGUAAAGGAGACUGAGCAAUAAUUUUACAUUUGGGUGUAAAAAUAACCUUUAAGAGCAACUUUAAAGCUAUCACAUGGUGCAUCACAUGUGUGCUUUGAGCAGUAACAGCCAAACAGAGACAAGUGGCGUGUCCUAUGUGACAGACUCAGUCUAAGCUGGUUUUUAGUGUGUUCACACUGGAAAAGUAACACAUUUAAUUAAGCAUUCUCAAACCAAACAUAGUGCAAACUAAAUAUAGUGGAUUUUUGAGUAUGCUGUUAAUGGACACCAUUCUCCUACAAUGCAUUGCCGGGCGGCUGUGGCUCAGAGGCAGAGCGGGUCUAACCUAACACUAAAACUAACCCACUAAUCGAAAGGUUGUUAGUUCGAUCCUCGGCUCCUCCUGCCACAUGUCGAGGUAUCCUUGAGCAAGAUACUGAACCCCAGAUUGCUCCCUAUGCUGUGGAUUGGUGUGUGAAUGUGUAUGAAUGAGUUAGUUUCUGUUCGAUGGGCUUUGUGUGUGAAAGGGUGAAUGUGGCACGUAGUGUAGAGGUGUUUUACAAGAAAGAUGCUAUACAAGUACAGGUCCAUUUACCAUUUACCAUUACCACAAAGCAAAUGGAGGAUCUGCUGACAGCAGAAAAAAAAAAAAAAUGGUGGUUGAGGAUAAAACAGCUUCUGGAGAGUCAGUGUUAGCAUAACUGUUCUUAGCACACCUGAUAAAUGCAAAAACAAAACAAAACAAGUUGUUUAACAUCCCAAAAAAUCUUUGAAUCAAAUCAAUUAAAUAAUGGACUACCCUAUUCUGAAAUAUUCAUAUUGCCUCAGGUCAUGUAUUAUUCUCUGUGACCAAUGAUAUUUUAUACAUUUAAGCUUCUCAGACUGCAGCCGACCAACUUCAGACACAUCUGGUGCUCUCUCAAAUUUAAGAUUUUAUUUCUUAAAUAGGUGAGGAUUUAGUUGCAUCUUUCAUCUUUUCAGAAGUUUGAGAUUGCAACUAACUGAACACUGCUCAUGUUUGUAUUUGACAACCUGGGAAUGAGAACGGGCAGUGAAGUGUGUAGGAGAAACUAUGGUGGCUGUGAAACUCGCAAAAAAUGUGAAAGUCCCUAUUUACAGUCAGUGUUUGGUUUGUCCCUUCUGGGCUGCUGUAGAAAGAUGGCGGUUCAACAUGGGGGACUCCAUGGAAGGCAACCCAUGGCUCAUUCUAAGGUAAUGAAAACACAAUGAUAUAUUCAGGUAAUUAUACACUAAUGGAAACAUACCUAUGAAUAUAAGAUUCCAUUUCUGCCAACAGAUCCUCCUAAAUGUUACACACUGGACUUUUAGGUUUGCGAGCAAUAGUAAAAGAUUUGUAGUUAAAGCUUCUUUUAAAUUUAUGAGUUUGAUGAAUACAGGCCCAGAUCUGUAACUGUGACUGUAAAUGUUUUUUUUAACCCUGUUUCAAAGGGGCAUUAACUAAGAUUCUUUUUGUCCUGGCUGUUGUACAAAAUAACCAUAAAAUAUCUGCAGUUAGUUACUGAUCAAUCAUUCAUCACUGAGUGAUGCACUCUAGUAUCCUGGUUAUGAACAGGUUUUUAGAGUAUUCUAGUAAAGUUUUGUGCAUUUAAACAGCUUAUUCUGGUUUCAGAAACCUGGAUACUGUGGCAUGCAAACACCAGGUUUCUGAAAAUUCUCUGUUGGUACAGAUAGUGAGACAUCAAAACACAGCUGCAGGCAGACAAUCAAAAACCUGGAUACUUUUAUGACCAUGUUUACAGGGAUAUAAAUAACCAACACCAUAUCCCCAAUACGAUCAAAAACAGCAUGAGACUCAAAACCAGGACGCUUGCAUGCAUGUGAACACAAUGACUGUGUCAGAUCACUCAGAUUUCUGGGACUCAAGUGUUGGAGGAAGGAGCCUCUUUGCUGUAACUUUGUGAAAAUAUAACAGACCAGGUGAUGUUUAGACUGUAAGCAGAUUGGGCUCUUACAUACUGUAAAUGAUCAAAUAAAAACCAGAAUGUAAAUAAUGUUCAGGAUAAAAGUAAAACUUACUCUGUGCACAGAGGUUUCACAUUAAAAGCCUUCCAGUGGCUCAAAGGGCAUACUUCCUACUGUCCCUGGUAGACCUUUAAAAGAGUGCACCACUGAUUCAGCAUUACACAUAAAAUUGUCGUACUCACAAUGGACAGUAAAAAAAACUAAAAAUGUAGCCUUGGUCGCCAGCCUGAAGCAGAGAAGGGGCGGCCACAGAGAUGUGGUUAGCUAACUUCUUUCUGGCUUCACACACUCAAAUUUGUUCAAUUUUAAACUUUAAACUGAUGCUGACACAAAUAACAUCACUUGAAUUUUUCACAUAUGCAGUAAUACUCCCCAAGAGAUGUAGGCCUACUUAGACUCUAAUGUGUAGAAUUGUUGAGUUUCAUUAACAGUGACUGAAAAAUCAGCAAAGGAGAAGGGAUGAAUCAGAGAAUGAAAAUAGAAAAGUGUUAAACAGAGAAAGUGUUUUUAGCAGAGUGGGGAGAAUGAAAUGACUUUGUUGUAAUGAUGGAAUUAGUGCUCAGUAAAUGUACAAUAUACCAAAUUUAUCGAGAUACACACAGGGAACUGUUAUGUUUGUAUCAAAUUAGAAAUAAAGACCUGUUUCUAAUAAGCCUGUUUCAAAUAAAGGCCUGGUUCUCCUGCAGUGGAGGUAAAUAAAGUCCUGGCUACUAUUUGAGAAUUAUCAGUAUUGAGCAAUAGGUUUCUACUGCCACAUAUCCUACAGUUGGAAAUACAUUUGUACUGUAAUUUAUUAAACUUUUGUGUUAUUAUGAUUA
This is a messenger RNA of Dicentrarchus labrax (European seabass), 4813 nucleotides long. It is a transcript of the gene asb15a, whose product is annotated as ankyrin repeat and SOCS box containing 15a. Gene Ontology annotation, biological process: innate immune response; intracellular signal transduction. Gene Ontology annotation, cellular component: cytoplasm. The record is from RefSeq and is a predicted model, not a curated record. NCBI's taxonomy places the organism in Eukaryota, Metazoa, Chordata, Actinopteri, Moronidae. Bases 164 to 1876 code for a protein of 570 amino acids. The transcript is spliced from 10 exons. Gene Ontology annotation, molecular function: protein binding.